UUUUAAAAUCAGAAUCCUGAUGGCGCUUUGGAAAAAGUACCCAGAGCUUUUUCUAGCCCAAAAUAACCGAGCAACAAAUCAGCGAAAUUUCAGCAUCAGCGGCAUGUGCGGUGCGAUACAGAAGAUGACACGUGUGCGAGUUGUAGAUAACAGCGCCUUGGGAAACACUCCAUACCACCGGCCUCCGAAAUGCAUCCACGUGUACACCAAGAACGGAGUGGGCAAAGUAGGCGACAAGAUCCUUCUGGCUAUCAGAGGGGAGAAGAAAAAGGCUUUAAUCGUUGGCCACAAGAUGCCGGGCCCUCGCAUGACUCCUAGGUUUGAUUCUAACAACGUGGUGCUCAUUGAAGACAACGGGAACCCAGUAGGGACAAGAAUCAAAACCCCAAUACCGUCUCUGCUGAGGAAGCGGCAAGAAUUCUCAAAAGUGUUGGCCAUUGCCCAGAACUUCGUGUGACAAAUAAGGGAACAUCCAGUUAAGUAGAA
This is a messenger RNA of Lacerta agilis (Sand lizard), 486 nucleotides long. RefSeq names its product mitochondrial ribosomal protein L14 (gene MRPL14). The transcript has 2 exons. Gene Ontology annotation, biological process: translation. Gene Ontology annotation, cellular component: ribosome; mitochondrion. Bases 20 to 457 code for a protein of 145 amino acids. The record is from RefSeq and is a predicted model, not a curated record. Gene Ontology annotation, molecular function: structural constituent of ribosome. NCBI's taxonomy places the organism in Eukaryota, Metazoa, Chordata, Lepidosauria, Squamata, Lacertidae.